Messenger RNA from Saccoglossus kowalevskii, 2178 nucleotides. RefSeq names its product serine protease ndl-like. Gene Ontology annotation, molecular function: protein binding. Gene Ontology annotation, cellular component: plasma membrane. The record is from RefSeq and is a predicted model, not a curated record. NCBI's taxonomy places the organism in Eukaryota, Metazoa, Hemichordata, Enteropneusta, Harrimaniidae.
UCAUGUAAAAUAGAUGACGGCUACUGGUUUUACGCACUCAUUGUAAAUAUCACUUUCACUUGUCGUUCGGGUCAACUUGAAUCUAAGAUUGUCAUAGCAACCAUGAAGUCCAUACUGUGUGCAGUGGUUAUAUUAUAUAUAACAUUAGUGAGUUGUACAAUCCCGGAUAUUUACAUGACCUGUGAAAAGUAUGAAUCCAAAGGGUUAUCUCAGUUCUUGGGUGAACCGUUUCGCUGCACUAAUUUCAAGGACCCCUUAAGAGAAUGCUUAGAACCACGUCUAGUGUGCGACAGUAGAGUUGACUGUGAAGAUGGCUCUGAUGAGGACGCCAUCAUAUGUAAAGCAGAACAUCAAGAAUACUGUGCCGAGGGUUUUGAAAAUAAGGCAAUAAAUGGAUGGAAAUGUGCUGAUGACAUGUGUGUAGAAGAAUGUCGUCUAUGCAAUGGGGUUAAAGAUUGCGUUGAUGGUUCCGAUGAAUUAGACUGCACAAAGAUUAAUCUUGACAAUUGUACAAUGUAUCAUGUAUCACCACAGCGUGGUGUGAUCCUCGACUAAAACUGUUUUGUACGAGAGACCAUUUCAAACUUUUAGGCCAAGCGAAAAAAAAAGUUUCUGGUCAAAAAUGAUGAGAUUUUGUUUCUUCUAAAAUAUAUGAUGGGUACACAUUGUGCAUAUUAGGGCAGUGGUUAAAAAUCACCUCGCACUUUUUUGGUAGUGUGCCAUGCUGACCAGAAACUUUUUUCGGGGUUCUUAGAAUAGCUAUGCAAUAUACUUCAGGCUACUGUACUAUUUCACAUUUCCUUCACUUAUAAAAUUUUUUAUAUUUUCUACAAAAAAGUCAGAAUAAUUCUUAGUUUAUUUCUAAAAUUUCAUUGAGGUCUUGAGACUAGUAUGAGAAAUAAGAAAAUUUUAUGAUGCUCAGAAUGUUGAUAAUUUCGGUUUCCCAUUUGAUUGUUCAGUUUUCAUGUUCGUGUUUUGGCACGCAUGGAUUCAACAAAGAUUCAUCUCCAUUCCAAAUUACCAUAGUAAUUCAGAAUCCAGAGAAUCAUCAAAUAUUUCUUGUUAUGUGUGAAUAUUCAUAUCAUUAAACAUGUCAAAGAGUCAAGAUCAAAAAAGGUUUAGGAAUAGUAUCAGAGUGAAACAAAAAUAAAAGUGUCUGAUCAACUUGGUUAGGUUACUGAGCAUUUAGUGAACAAAUGAGUGAACACUGUACAUACUGUAUUCAGUUUUCCAUGGAGCUCUGAACACGUCAUUUGAACAGCAUUCUGGCCAAUAGUUUAGCAGCAUUGCAGCUCAUCUUAAAUUUCCAACAAUCAACAUGUUGUUGUCAGUAAAAAUCAGAAAACACUUAUACUGAGAGAAAGAGCUGGCCAUUGUUUUAUAUCAUUUGGUACAUUUAAAACAGAGAAAAAUUUAUAUAAAACAUAAAGCCGCAUGAUCAAUGCACAAUGUCAGACUAUUAUUGGAAGACUGCAAGCAUACAAUACCCUGAUAAAGCAAUCAUAACUGGUGAUGUGCUUUUAAUAACUAGAUAGUAAAACAUGCACGAAUAAUCAACUAGUAGAUAUAAAAUUUCAAAAAUCAUUUUUAAUAAGUUUGUACAUAAUUUUCCAUGUAUAAAUAUCAAUCUAUAAUCUACUUUCAGGAAAUCAUGAUUUUUGAUGGUGACAAUAUAAUUGCAUGUAACGAAAACUAAUGGAUGCAAUCAGUUAAUUUAAGGAUUUCAUGAACUCACAUCAUGUCUGAAAGUUGUGAAAAUGUGCAACUCUGAAAUGCCUUUUUCUGUUUUCAAAGUCUUUCAAAUUUGUCAUUGUCUUUCGAUUUGAUUUUUUCAUGUGCACAUUUUUAACUGACAUGAGCAAUGAUCUGAACAAUUAUUUGGAUGUGUACAAGUUAAGUUUUUUCAGGGGUGACAGGGAUGGACAUUUUUUUUUCAUGAUUCCUACAUUGACAGUAGUGAGAGAAAGGUACGAAAGUGUCACCAACAUUCUCAUCCAUCUGUGUCAACCCUUGCAAACAAUACCAUGUACCUAGAGUGAACAGAGAUUCUUACAGAGUUACAAAGCUUUCUAAGAUUGCUGACGUUAAAGAUUGAUUUGCAUAUUUGUACUUACCGGUAUUCAACAUGUAAAAACAACAUAAUUUAAAUAUCUUUUUCAAAUAAAGCAAACUUUUGUA